AUGGGUUGGGAUCAAAAGGAGCCGUGGGGCGGCGGUUCAGCAGGAGUCGCCAAGCGGAGAUGCUCAGGCACCGCUUCAACUAAUAAACUUGUCCUGCCACCCCUGCAAGGAGGCUGUGUAUAUAGGUCUACAAGGAGGAGGCAGCAACAAUCGCUUCAGAUAGAAAUAGACCGUCGCCAAUGUAACCUUAACCUCUUGACAGCAGUAAUGGUUCCUCGUCCAUUCGCGGUGGAGCCUGGCCAGCGUCUGUUCGUCGGGGAAGGCCUUGUUACUAUCAUAUUAUGGCCUGGUAUGGUCUGA
This is a messenger RNA of Aspergillus niger, 300 nucleotides long. RefSeq lists its product as uncharacterized. The record is from RefSeq and is a predicted model, not a curated record. The transcript has 3 exons. Lineage: Eukaryota; Fungi; Ascomycota; Eurotiomycetes; Eurotiales; Aspergillaceae. The coding region runs from base 1 to 300 and encodes 99 amino acids.